AUGGAAGUCGAGAACGCGCCGGAUACGGGCCAGAAGGAGCAUGACACCCAAAGGGUUCAAACUCCAACUCGCGACGCGUCCAACGCGUUUAUAAAUCCAGUCGGGCCCCAGGAAGCGAUCAGAACGAACAACCCCUCUACCCCCCUCACCUUCGAUAAAGAGAGCCUCAGUCAAGGGCUCACCCAAUCCCCGUCGAUUCUGGUCUCUGACCUGGGCAACUUCUCCAAGAAGAGAUCCAGGUUGGACUCGGCCGGUGUGACCGCCGAAAACCAGGCUACGGAGCUUACAGGCACUCCUAGAUCGAAUCGAAUCUCCCAUCUCUGCCCAGGAACUUCUGAAUCCAAAUCUCUCAAGGAGAUAGUCAGCAAGCUCCUGGAGGUUGUUAAAGCAGGUUUUCCAUUAGCCAACAAAGCGAAAACUACAAAGAAGAUCACAGUCGAUGUUGAAACGGCCGCGGACAUUCUGGUCCUAACGGGUGCUGUGUACGAUCAAGUGAUGUACGAAGACGCUCGUCGAAAUUUCACUACCCCAGCGGCCCUGAUGGGACCAAACCAAAAAAGUCGCUCCAUCAUAUUCAAAGGAAAAGAGACUGAAGACAAGCUGGAUGCGAUCCUUGAGAUCCUAUCGCUUCAAGCAACAUUGACAGCUAAACAAACGGCACAACAACAAAAGAAGGGUCCUCCAACCCAAUCAUAUGCACUAGCGGCAUCAAAACAUGCUCCAUCUAAUAACGGACACACCACCGCGGGCAAAUCAACGCCACAAGCGAAGACGCAGUCUCAGAGGCAGACCCCAAAAGCCAAAUCAACAAACGCUAUCACUCUGGUACAUGAACCAGGUGCUAACAUAACACACCCGACUCUUUCAAAUGCAAAGCUGAUCCACGAGUUAAACACAACUUUCAGAGCUUAUCAAAUCAAAAUGAAACCUGAAGACGAGUCAACAAUUGAAAUCAAGAGCCACACGCAGCUAAAGUCAGAGCUCUACCGCGUACUUGGUUACAAGGUUUCUCUAAAACAUUAUCUUUGA
Messenger RNA from Melampsora larici-populina 98AG31, 1029 nucleotides. RefSeq lists its product as uncharacterized. The record is from RefSeq and is a predicted model, not a curated record. The transcript has 2 exons. NCBI's taxonomy places the organism in Eukaryota, Fungi, Basidiomycota, Pucciniomycetes, Pucciniales, Melampsoraceae. Bases 1 to 1029 code for a protein of 342 amino acids.